GGAGGCGCGGGCGGCGGCGCGGCCGUCCCACCUGCCCGGCCCGCUCAGCCCUCCGGCGGCGCGCGCUCCUCCUCCCGCGGGGCCCCGGUCACCGCUCGCAGUCCGUGCGGGGUCCCGCUCGCAGCGGCCGACGGGCGAGUAGCUCCCGGAAAGCCGGCGGGCGACGCGCGCAGCCACGACGGAGCAGCCGCGGGACUGGCCGCCCCGCGCCCCGUUCGCCGCCGUGCCGUUCCCCGGCGCGCUCACCCCGUUCUCGGGAUGGGAGUGUAGCGGCGGCGCGGACUCGGCGGGGAUAGCGGCGGAGGCGGCAGCGGCGGCGGCCGAGCGCGGCUCCAUGUUUUCCCCUGGCCAGGAGGAACCCAGCGCCCCCAACAAGGAGCCGGUGAAAUACGGGGAGCUGGUGGUCCUGGGGUACAAUGGUGCUUUACCUAACGGUGACAGGGGCAGGAGGAAAAGCAGAUUUGCCCUCUAUAAGCGGACUAAGGCCAACGGUGUCAAACCCAGCACAAUCCACGUGGUCUCUACACCCCAGGCAUCCAAGGAGGAGAAGUAUGAUGUUGAGCAGGUCGGGCUUCAUGUGUCAGCAGAGAAGAUCAAGAGUCCGGCCAUCAGCUGCAAAGGGCAGCACAGCAUAUCCUACACUUUGUCACGGAACCAGACUGUAGUGGUGGAGUACACACACGAUAAAGACACGGACAUGUUUCAGGUGGGCAGGUCAACAGAAAGCCCCAUCGACUUCGUGGUCACAGACACGGUGUCCGGCGGUCAGAACGAUGAUGCCCAGAUCACACAGAGCACCAUCUCUAGGUUUGCCUGCAGGAUCGUAUGUGACAGGAACGAGCCAUACACAGCACGCAUAUUCGCAGCGGGAUUCGAUUCUUCCAAGAAUAUAUUUCUCGGAGAGAAGGCAGCGAAAUGGAAAAACCCUGAUGGACACAUGGAUGGGCUCACCACUAACGGUGUCCUGGUAAUGCACCCGCAAGGAGGCUUCACCGAAGAAUCCCAGCCUGGAGUCUGGAGAGAGAUCUCUGUUUGUGGAGAUGUGUACACCUUGCGAGAGACCAGGUCGGCCCAGCAGAGGGGAAAGCUGGUGGAAAGUGAGACCAACGUCCUACAAGACGGCUCCCUCAUUGACCUGUGUGGGGCCACUCUUCUCUGGAGAACCGCAGAUGGCCUUUUCCAUGCUCCUACUCAGAAGCACAUUGAAGCCCUCCGGCAGGAGAUCAAUGCAGCCCGACCCCAGUGUCCCGUGGGCCUCAACACCCUGGCCUUCCCCAGCAUCAACCGGAAGGAAGUGGUAGAAGAGAAGCAGCCCUGGGCAUACCUGAGCUGCGGCCACGUGCACGGCUACCACAGCUGGGGUCAUCGGAGCGACGCAGAAGCCAAUGAGAGGGAGUGUCCCAUGUGCAGGACUGUGGGCCCCUACGUCCCUCUCUGGCUGGGCUGCGAGGCAGGAUUUUAUGUCGAUGCAGGACCCCCAACUCACGCUUUCACCCCCUGUGGGCACGUUUGUUCAGAGAAGUCUGCCAAGUACUGGUCGCAGAUUCCACUGCCCCACGGAACCCACGCAUUUCAUGCCGCCUGUCCGUUCUGCGCCACGCAGCUGGUCGGUGAACAGAACUGCAUCAAAUUGAUUUUCCAAGGUCCAGUGGACUGACUCCCUGCCAGCCAUCUAUACGGCAUUAACACGUUACUGUGAAGAUUCUGCCACUAACUGUAGAUUCUACCUUUUUGUAAUGCUGUUUGUUAAGGGGAAGGAGGACUGGGUUGGGGAACGGGGCUGGUGAUGAAAUGCAGCAGGCCAGGCGCUGACAGAUACCACUGUGUUUUGCAUGCUCAGAACAGCAGCAUCGUCACCAAGGUCUGCCCGAUUAAACUUUAAUACCUGUGUAAUAAUUGGAUCUCAUCUGCCAUGCUUUUCAUUUUAACUUUAGGUUUUUAACCAGAUUGUUUUUUCCCCUUUGUAAACUUGGGUAAGAUUUUACAAAUGUAGAAGAAAUGUACUCAAAAGAUGUCUCUUAGGGCACAGCCUGCAGAGCCGUGUGGCACAGGCGCCACACAUCUUGUGAUGUUCAGUCGCUGGGAAUACUUGACAGUGGCUAGAAUCUGACCCAAUACCUAAGCUCUACCGGCCCUGCCACAAACACUGGUGGACAGGAUGCGUAGGCCAUGCACUUGUCUUGAAAUCUGCAGCUUUUUCUCACUUUUUCUUUUUUUUUUAAAAAACCUUUGGGUGGAAGAGAGUAUCCAUACACUAUUUUAUUUUAACUUUGGUGUAAUUCACUUACGUACGCAUUCAUCAGAUACUUGGCAUGUCAAACAAAGAAUUUCCCCAUGGCUUUAAUCUGCCCUGUUAUUUUUGCUAAUUAUGGGCUGUCUCUGCUCCUCAUCUUGCAUGUCAAGAAGUGACUGGUUGGUUGACUGAUUGAUUGAUUGAUGGUUGAAUUCAUGAGCUAGGGUAGUGGACAUGCACUAAGGGGGCUGUUGCUGCUAUUGGCAUCAGUGGGCAUGUUCUAGGUACUCUAAUAUCAGCUUUUAUCUGUACACCAGAAUACUUAAGACCCAAGUGGGAUUUAAAAUAUGCUUUUACUUUUUAAAACCCACUUGUUGACACUUCACAGUAUGGUUUCCUCCUCUUCUUAGGAAAGUCAAAAUUUUGUAAGCCCAGAAGCAACAAGUGACAAUGAGAUUGCUAUUUCUGUCCCCUACCUUCCUGCCAUCUUUCACCUUCCCUUUCAGUUUAAGGAGCCCCAUAAAGUUUUGUUUUUUGUUUUGGUAUUUGCAAAUCAAACUAAAGCUAAAUGUGAUCAUUAGAUACCCGGAGCACUGAGCAGCAUGUCUGCAGAGAUCAUUUGAGAUUCCUGAUUUUGAGAGAACAAGUGAGUGUUUACUGAGGACUAAUUAAAUCAGAAUUUCAUGUGACCUGCACUGGCCCUCUCUUUCAGUUUCAUCUUGCAUUGACUAAUGAUGCCUGAAUGCUUGUUUUUCUGUGUGUAGUAUUGGUGGUUCCCAGAAUGUCAGCAUGGAGAGACACGUGGGGCUUAGCUGCAUUCCACCCCAUUCCCAGGGAAACAGUCUUCAGUUAAAUUAAUGUCUGCUCAGGAGGACCAUCAACAGAUUUGAGCUGCCUGUUUUAGCUUUUGUAAAUAUAAAUAAUUUAUAUGAUUAUGACAUAUCCAUACUUGAAUUGGUUUUUCCAUAUCUUGCCUAUUAGCAGAUAUUUUGCCUAUUUUCAGCAAAUUAAACCUAUUUGAGUACUUUUUCCUGAAAGCAAAAUAAUAUUAUUCUUCUGUAGCGCUGCUGCUUCGUUUGACUCAGUAUGCUGGAUUUACCUGUCGUUUUAAAAAUAGCUUUAUUUUCCCGUGGAGACUGUUAAUGUAUUAAGAGAGAUUUUUUUGUUGUUUUAAUUAUAUUUAUGAUGUGAAAAUCCAACAACAGUCUUUUUACUGGUAGUUCCCUGUGUUCUACAUAGAUUACCUGUAGACAAAAAAUAGAGACAGACAGACAGACAGACAGAUAGACAGACAGACAACUUUCUCGAGAAACCUAUAGGGUGUCAUCUGGUGCAGCCAGAAUUUCCAUCACUGGUUUUCAGAGAAGGAUAAAAGAUGCACUCAUCCUCCCCCGACCCCACCUCCUUAUAUGGAGAUAGAUACUUGGAGAAUUCUUGAUGUCCUGGGAUUAUCUUCUAAGAUAAAGGGUCUUUAUACCCAGAAAGAUUAAAUUUCAACUAUCCAAAAAAAAAAAAUUUUUUUAAAGGAAGUUCACUCUGAUAUCAGACUUCUCUGUGUCAAGGACUGUGUCUGGUCGUUCUGUGUCUAGCAUACACCUCCAGAUAAGGCAAGCCCCACACCGUCAGAGGUCAUAACAUUGCAAACUCGGCUCAAGUGCAAGCUGAAACUCAUAAACCACAGGCUCUUCGGCAGCAGUAGGGCCACCUGGAGCUUUUCCUUGGGUUUCCAGGUGAGCUCCUGUCCCCAUAGCCCCUGCCAGAGGAAUAAAGAGGUGUCAACCUGCAAAGACAGCCAAGCUGCCAUGGACGAUUUCUGUUCAGUCACUUUCUGAGGAAAGGUUCUCAAGCUUGAAAACAGUUACGUUUUUGAGAAUAAAGAAGUGUAGUUCAUCCUAGUCGGAUGAUACGGUUGAGAAAAGCAAACUUCUCCAAGGUCAUCUCUGUGUUCAGGUUUGGCGGUCCUCACAUAAAGGAUGAAUCCCAACCCCCUCCCACUUGUACAUAAGGAGAUCACCAACCACUUACCCUGGUCUCAGCCCGACCAUUUGCCUUUUCAAAUAGGUUUCCAGAAGUCAAGCCCUAGUGACAUGCCUCCAUAGAUGAUAUUUUUUUCAGUUGUGUCAUUUUCUUACAAAAAAAAAAAAUCAGAGUGAAUGGGAUAUAGCUCUGAGUAUUUUUCUAGUGUUUUUUAUUAGUAAUAAUAAUAAAUGGUGCUGCUGGGUCAUGCACACUGCGGCUCUCCACAUUUCUCUGAUUUCGUUCAGCUUUUGCAAAAAGGGCUACAGUUCACACUGCAGAGUAAGAACUAGGCUUUCUGGGUCCUUCCCCACCCCCCGUACUUCUGUGGCCUGAAAUAAUUAAAAUCAUUUAAUAUAAAUAGCAUAUUUAUAUCAUUCCUCAAUAGUUAAUUAUAGGGUUUGGUACCUUUGUGCCUCAGGGAAGCCACGUGAUAUAACCGGUUAUAGACUUGCAGGGUUAGGGCAUAGAGAAAGGAGAAAGCCAUUGGAAACAGGACGGACUCCAUUAAGGAGACGAGCUAAUCUAGGUGCAGAAGAAUGCCAGGACCGGCAUAAAUGUGAUUGUAGUAGAAUUUGUUUCCCAGUGCUAGUAGGGAAAUCGUUUUAAGUUAUUACGUAUACUGUAUUCGGAGAGUCGGGACCUCUCCGUAAAGCAGCAAGGCCCCCUAUUUUCCCUUACCAGUCUCUGCAAGCAAGAGCUCAGUAUUGAUUUCUGGACCCUUCUAAGAGUUUAGGGUAUACAUGUUCUACUUAUGUGUACUAACGGUUGUUCCAUGAUCUCACUCCUUGCUUUUCUCCUUCAGAGCUGUUCUUUUCUUGAGGUGGGCACAAGAGGUGGGCAGUCAUGCCACUCUUGGUCCUGACUUCAUGCAGUCUUGCCUCUCAUGGUGGGAUUUCAGACAGAUAAGCCCCGCCCAAGCCCUUGAUUUCACCAGAUGUGAUUCUGUUCCUGAAGCUGUCAGUCUCCUGAUCUCAGAGCUCUGCCUUUUGGACUGAGGGUCUGAAGCUCCUGUGGUGAGGAGCAGAGGUCACAGCUCCAGUGGUUGCUUUAUAACCCAAGGCCAAUGAGGUAACUUCAGAAUAUCUGUAAAAGACGCUAAGCAUUCCUGAAGCAGUAGAAACAGAAGAGUUCUGCCGUUACUUUGUAGUAAUGCGCCCUCACAAACGUCUGCCCUCUCUACUCCCCAGUGGGCAGUAAGGGAAAAUGAAUACAUUUUCCAGGUCUGCUUAACUUUCUAAACAAAAAUAAACAUGCUAAAAAGGAUGUUCUGCCUUUUAAGAUGAGACCGCAGAUGGCUUCUCUCUGUUAAAUAAUCUAGAAGUCAGGGGCCUGGUCGUAUUUACCAUGUAUAGUGUUAUGAGCAGUUAGAAUUUAUGGCUAUAUUUGUAAAAUCUGUUCUUUUAUAUUUCAUGUCAAAUUGAAAACUUUAUUUCUUCACUGUUGUACCUGUGGAAAUACAAGCCAUUUUACAGGAAAAAAAAAUCUUUAAAAGCUAUUAAACGAAUCUCACCAUGUUUGUAAGUUGUCUUCAGACUCUUGUUGUCACCAGCUUCACGGGGACAUUCGGUAGGACAUGGAUGCAAAUGUAGACUUUAUUUGUACAUUUCUGGAACUUCCAAACGAAUCCCUGACAGACACGAUUAUUGUUUCCUUAUACUCUGCACACCGCAUUCUUACAUCUGUGUUCUGAGAUCUCCCAAAUUUUUUAUUAAAGAGACUUCAUUUUAUUAA
Mastomys coucha (southern multimammate mouse) is the source of this 5983-nucleotide messenger RNA. RefSeq names its product pellino E3 ubiquitin protein ligase family member 2 (gene Peli2). The record is from RefSeq and is a predicted model, not a curated record. Bases 335 to 1657 code for a protein of 440 amino acids. Gene Ontology annotation, molecular function: ubiquitin protein ligase activity; protein binding. Lineage: Eukaryota; Metazoa; Chordata; Mammalia; Rodentia; Muridae. Gene Ontology annotation, biological process: regulation of Toll signaling pathway; protein polyubiquitination. The transcript is spliced from 7 exons.